ACAGGCUUCUGCAGCGUGCUGCAUUAUUCCUGAGUUAAUCGGCCACUGUUAUCUUCUCCUAAUGCAGAUGUGAUUUAUUUAUUUUUUGCAUUUGUUUGUUUUUUUUCUUUUCGUUUUUUUUUUUUCCUUUAACCUUCGUUAUUAUUAUUAACACUUGCCUAAAAACCAUCAAUAAGGCUCAAGCUUUCUGAUAAAUCUGUAGAGUGAAAUCCUCACGAAUCAUUCUCAUGAGCCUCAUGUUUGAUUUCUUGUAGGCCUUUGCUGCAGACAUGGAGAAAUUAAGGGUACGAAAUUCCUGGGUGCCAACCUGUCUCUGGCAGCCUAAAAUUCUUCAAGGCAGUCACGCAAAAUCCUCUCCUACCCUCUGGGACAGCAGCUUGCAGGACCAGAAGGAAGAAUUGCAGAAGCGACUAUCGUACACCACCCAAAAAUUGGAAAUGGUUGAGAGUGAAUUUGACUCCACGCGGCAGUACCUUGAAACCGAGCUAAGGAGGGCUCAAGAAGAACUGGAAAAAGUUACAGAGAAGCUGAGACGGAUACAGACAAAUUAUAUGUCUUUACAAAGAAUAAAUCAGGAGCUUGAAGAGAAGUUGCACAGAAUGGGUCAACAUUAUGAAGAAGAGAAGAGAGCAUUAGGCCAUGAAGUAAUUGCACUCAAUAACCAUUUACUGGAAGCCAAGGUGACGAUUGAUAAAUUAUCCGAAGACAAUGAGCUGUAUAGAAAAGAUUGCAAUUUAGCCUCUCAGCUGCUGCAGUGCAGUAAGAGUUACUUCCGAGCACACAAAUUAUCAGAGCUGCCAACAGACUUCCAGGAAAGAGUAAGUCAACAUAUGGAAAAAUUUGGAUGUAGCCUUACUGUGCCUCUUUGUAACACAUCAUAUGCUGAUGGAAUUCCUACUUGUGUCAUUGCUAAGGUGUUGGAAAAACCUGAUCCUAAUAGUCUGUCUUCACAUCUAUCAAGUGCUUCAAUGAGAGACCUUAGUUAUGAGCAUGGCAGUCAAGAAGCCGAUGACAAACUUCGCCAACGGCCACAGUUCAAGUCGGAAAUCUACUGCAGCGACACUGCUCUAUACUGCCCCGAAGAGAGGAGAAGAGACAGACGUCAAAGUUUUGAUGUACAAGUGAAAGAUGAGGUGUUUUUAAGAUCUCAAAACUCUACAGAUAGCACUGUAGAAGAUGGUUUUCACUCAAGUUUCUCACAUGAAGCCUUCAAUGAAUAUGUAGCAUCAUUACCAACCUCCAGUUCAUAUUCGAGCUUCAGUGCAACUUCAGAAGAGAAAGAGAACAACCAAACCAACACUCUAACUGCCUCUCAACAGGCCAUAUAUAUGGGUAACAGAGAUGAUCUUUUUGAGAGAAAGUCAACAACAGGUUACGAGCAUUCAGCAAGUCCAAGAUUUGUAAAAUCGAAGUCUGUCCAGCACAUGGAGCACAGCCCUGAAAAUACUGCAUCACCCAAUUUUACUAGAUCAUCUUCCUAUGUAGAAGAACCUUUCAAUUUCACCAGAAUGCGCACACAACAGACAUUAAGUGCUCAUAAAUCACACAGCGAGUGUAGGAGCUCCCACCUAUCAGAAGACGACUUACCAACACGUUGGCGUCAGCUAAGUGUCGAGGACAUUGGAGCUUACUCCUACAGCAAUACUGGACGUUUAUCACCAUGUAGUUUUACGGAACAGUAUUUCGCUCAUAGCCCUGUUAAGCAGUUAGAAAGUAGGAUGAGUCCCUUGUAUGCAAGUUACAAACAGGAUAGUUUUUCGGAAGGCGAAGAAGUUUGUCAAAGUAGGAUGGGGGAUUCCUGUUUUCUGAGAACAGACUCUGGCUUAAAAAUAGAUAUCAGUGCCAGCUGCCAAAAAGAAAUGUUGUCUACGUUUAAAGCGAAGGAAGUAAGAGACCAAAAAGGUGAACGCAUGUCGGUCCAGAUGGCAAAUAAAAACGUAGAUACUGGUGCAGCAGCCAAGAGGGAAUAUGUGGAUGUCAGCCCCAAUAGCUCUGCCGAAUCUCUCACUCAAAGCCCUAUAGAGGGUUCGGACAUGCACCAGUCUUCCAUCGACCAAGGACAUGCAGGUUUUCAUGGCAAACCCCAGCAGUUUCAAAGAACUGGGAGCAUUGGUUUAACCAGAAAAGAUAGCCUGACAAAAGCACAAUUGUAUGGGACCCUUUUGAAUUAAAGAUCUUCCAGAUUGCAAUAAACGAGAGAAUGGAGAAACUCGAAGUGAUAAAAAAAAAAGUCAAUGUGAGAUAUGUUGCAUUUAACAGGGGUCUGCUGUUGGUGGCAGGACGGAACAACCUGGUAAUUCUUUGAGUAUUUGUGUAUCUUGCACUUUCUUGACAAUGCCCCUUAAAUGUGUCUACUAUGACCUUGUACGUAUGCAAUUUACCUCAUUAAAUAUGUGCAUAAGGUCAUCUAAAUAAUGGUUUCUUACUACAGACAAAAUCCUGUUUACGCCACAGAUCACGGUUUUAUAAAUUUUGUGCACAUAUGAAUAAGGCUGGGACUUCAUUUAAAAAAACAGACAUAGAAUUUCAUGUUUUAACCAAAGUCUGAAACCAAGACAACAGUUCAAGCCAUCUAAAAAAGAUUCUCAAAGACGGAAUAAAAAAAGAAUUAAUGCAGUUUUACUAUACCUGAGCAGGAAAAUUAAUGAAUCAGGUCUCGGAAGUGGCAAUGUGAAAUGUGCCCAAAUACGUUACUAUAUAUAUACAUAUAUUUAGGAUUUUUCAAUAUUCUAUGAAUGGAUUUAUCCAUGUUUUUUUUAGAUUAUAUCCACAUACUAGUUUUUAAUUUAAAAAAAAAACUGGAUAAAUCUGGUGCUGCUUUGAACCAAAGCAAAAUUCCAUUGUAUCUCGUAACUAGGCACCGAGGUUAACGUUUUCUUUUUGCUCUCCGAUAAAUGUGAAUCAUUCAACAAAAAUCUGUAUAUUUUCAAAUACUCUCUUUCUAACAAAAUUGUAUUUACAUGUUAAUAACAAUUCUGAACCAUAUUAACUUGAAUUGCAUUACUUAUAUAAAGUAUUUUUGUUUGUGUUAUUCGGUUUGUGGAUAUUGGAUGUCCCACUGCAUAGUACGGUGAUGGCUAUGCUUUGGCAAUUGAGAUACCGUGAGUUACAUUUCUCACAAUGUUCUGCCAAGUUUUUGG
Pelobates fuscus (common spadefoot toad) is the source of this 3140-nucleotide messenger RNA. RefSeq names its product brain enriched guanylate kinase associated (gene BEGAIN). Bases 270 to 2171 code for a protein of 633 amino acids. Lineage: Eukaryota; Metazoa; Chordata; Amphibia; Anura; Pelobatidae. The transcript has 7 exons. The record is from RefSeq and is a predicted model, not a curated record. Gene Ontology annotation, cellular component: synapse.